AUGCAUGAAAUUAAAAAAAUACCGCGACAAUCUCACGAUUAUACAUUAAUUGAUAAAUAUAACAAUCGUGAAAAUAAUUUUAAUAGACAAUAUGCACACAUAUAUACAGAAAGAUUACUAAUAUAUAGACCUAUUUUGAUUAAAUAUUGUGAAAAAAAAUUUGGUAACAAAUAUGAAGUUAAAAAGCUACACGAAGUCAAGUCAGCUGAAAAAUUGUGUAUAGUAAUAGGAACAAUUUUUAAACAUAUGCCACUAAGACCAACCAUUUUUAAAAAGAUAGCAAAUGAUCAUUUACCAAAUCAUCAUAUAGGUAAAUUUAUAAAACCUUCUGAUUCACUCAUAAUCGAGGAUGAAUUGCAAAGAGCUACAUUAGUUGGGAAUAUCUUUAAAGAAAAUCUUGUUAUAGGUGUCACAUUAGCCAUAAUUUGUUGUGAGGAUAAACAAGGUUGUUUAUUUGUAGAAGAUUACAUAUUUCCACCUUUACCUAAACAGAUUCCUUAUGUUUUGAUAAACAAACCAUCAAAAUACGUAGCUUUAAUAUCGGGUUUGGGUCUAAGUAAUCAAAAUUUAAGGAUGACUCAAAUUCAACUUAUGAUCGACACUAUAAAUGGAAUGAUCUUGGGAGACGAAAAAAAUCCACUAACCAUUGAAAUGGCAAAUAUUGUAAGAGUGAUCAUUGCUGGUAACUCUAUUGGUGAAGAUAUCUAUUUAGAUAACUUAUCAACCAGGGCCAAAUACAUAUCGAACAAGAUUUGCCUAUCUUCCUUUGACAAAAUAAAACAAUUGGAUGAUUUACUAUUCGGAUUAGCCAGUUCCGUUAACGUUGACAUAAUGGCCGGCCCCUAUGAUCCCGCGAAUAUCAUGCUCCCUCAACAACCCCUCAAUAAGCGAUUAUUCCAAAAAUGUGUCAAAUUAUCCUCGUUUAAUUCCGUUUCGAAUCCUUACGAAUGUAUCAUCGAUGGGAUUCGGAUUUUAGGGACGUCCGGUCAAAACAUUGACGAUAUUUAUAAAUAUACAGAUUUCGAUGAUAGGUUGGAAAUUUUAGAGAACACCCUAAAAUGGACCCAUAUGGCACCGACGUGUCCCGAUUCUUUACCCUGUUAUCCAUUCUUUAACAACGAGCCAUUUGUCAUGAAAGAAUGUCCUCAUAUCUAUUUUGCCGGGAAUCAAGCGGAAUUUAAGUGGAAACAUUAUCAGGGAGAUGAUGGCCAAAAAGUGUUACUCAUAAAUGUUCCAGAGUUCCAUAAAACUUCUCAAAUGGUAUUAAUCAAUAUAUCUAACUUUACUUGUCGCACUAUAUUAUUUAACACAACUCUUUAA
Molecule: messenger RNA, 1320 nt
Organism: Gordionus sp. m RMFG-2023
Lineage: Eukaryota; Metazoa; Nematomorpha; Gordioida; Chordodea; Parachordodidae
Product: DNA polymerase delta subunit 2-like
Exons: 9
Coding region: 1-1320 (439 amino acids)
Biological process (GO): DNA replication; DNA strand elongation involved in DNA replication
Cellular component (GO): delta DNA polymerase complex
Molecular function (GO): DNA binding
Source: RefSeq, a predicted model, not a curated record